Messenger RNA from Lindgomyces ingoldianus, 1230 nucleotides. RefSeq lists its product as uncharacterized. The transcript has 2 exons. The coding region runs from base 1 to 1230 and encodes 409 amino acids. Lineage: Eukaryota; Fungi; Ascomycota; Dothideomycetes; Pleosporales; Lindgomycetaceae. The record is from RefSeq and is a predicted model, not a curated record.
AUGCCGUUUCCUCGCAGGUCGGCCAGGAGCAUAUCAAGCCAACGACUUCGCAGUCACCGGACUUCAUUAUCUACAAGCCAUGGCACUCACACACCUACUGAGGCUUCUUGUAGGAUUUCGCCUAGCAGGGUCGAAGAUGGAAUCGAACUGGUUCCGAUCGAACGGCAGAAUAGUGCUUCCGCCAAACAAAUCGCGCCGGGUCAAGAAGAGAAAGAGGUAGUCCCUCUAUCAAGACUGGAUCUCGAAAUUUCUAGAAAGCCCCUCCCCAGUCUCCCUCAAUCUAGAUGGAAUCGAAUGUCCGUCAAACAUCGAAUCCUCACAAUUCUGUGCAUACAAUUUUGCAUGGUUUUGACGAUAGGACUCAGUCUCAGAGCUCCUAGAAGCAAAUCAGCUAGCUCCCCAGCGAAACAGACGGUUAGCCCGGUGGCCCCGACACCUACACCUAUCCAGCUUGACACUCCCAUCAAGCAUGGCGCAUUUUUAAUACCAUUUGGAAAUGUACAACAACAGAGCUCCGCUUGCGUUGCACAGAGCAAUGAGUCCUCAGCAUGGACAUGCAAACCACGUCGAGCAGUCCGGUUAAGCCUACUUCCCUCGGAAUCGAUGAACGUUACCCUUGUCUAUAUCGAGUCUUUAAACUCAUCCGCAAGCCUAGGAUACGGAAUUCAGGAUCCAAAUUUCCCAGUUAUGCCGCUGAGCACGGUGAUAGACCCCCAAUAUCCGAAUCACGGGGGAGCAUAUUAUUUCAAAUCAAGAUACGACCGAGUUACGCUCCUCAAAGAAGAGCAAAUAGGAGCUAUACAUAAUAACUCUUUUAGUCUCUCGCAAGACGAAGUCACCGAUAUACAACCAGGUAGCACACUUUGGCAGUGCUUUUUUAACAGCACGUCUGUCGAGGGAUACUUAUACGUCCUCCAGAAUGCGACAAGUACAAAUCAGACUUUGCCGUGCGAGAACCCACAUAAUUCUACCAAUACCGUCAUGGUGUCGUUCUUACCGUACGUCAUGAAGAUUACCGAGGAGCAAUUGCCAGGCAAGACACAAGCAGCAUAUUGUAACAAGGUACGAUAUUUAGGCAACAGGUCGUUAGUCACUCAAUUCGACGGACAGGGACGUCCCAUCUCAAUGAAUCUUACUAUGCUUGGCUCACAACUGCAAGGAGUUGAAGGAAGCCAAAAGAGACAAACAAGUUUGCAAGAUUUUUGUCAAUGCCAGUGGCUCUAUCAGUGA